Peronospora matthiolae is the source of this 462-nucleotide messenger RNA. The record is from the annotation of a GenBank genome assembly. NCBI's taxonomy places the organism in Eukaryota, Oomycota, Peronosporomycetes, Peronosporales, Peronosporaceae.
AUGCGUGAAAAGGAAAUACCGUACACAGCAGUGAGCACCCCCAGUAAUAUGCUCUGGGAGUGGCUAGUAAUGCCACAAGGGCUUAGUAAUGCCCCUGCAACCUUCAACAGAUGUGUUACGAAUCUGUUGCGAUCGGUGCGCGAUUUCGCACCGAGUUACUUUGACGAUGUCUUCGUCCAUAUCCGGGCUAUGGAUGGGAAGACGGAAGUGGAGAUUCAUAGAAUCCACGUCCAGAAGGUUCUUACACUUAUGCGAGAGCAUAAGUUGCUCGCGAACAUCAAGAAGUUUAUCUUCGCAGAGAACGAGAUACCACUUCUUGGCUGCAUCGUGGGUAAACACGGCGUGCUCCCUAAUCUAGAAAAGAUCAAGGCGAUUAGCGACUGGCCUGUUCCAGUUGACGUCAAGGGACUUCGGAAGUUCCUUGGCUUGGUGGCGUACUUGCUCAAGUACUCGCGCAACUAA